Molecule: messenger RNA, 3549 nt
Organism: Ylistrum balloti
Lineage: Eukaryota; Metazoa; Mollusca; Bivalvia; Pectinida; Pectinidae
Exons: 19
Coding region: 1-3549 (1182 amino acids)
Source: RefSeq, a predicted model, not a curated record
AUGUCAGGUGGUACACAGAUGGAAGGGGGGCAGCUGCUCAAGUGUGGGGACGGGGAGUUUGAAAAGUCCAUACAGGGGAUGACACUCAAGAAUCUGCUGGACACUAUCUCCAUGCUUCAGAAGGAGAUGGGCCGCGAACAGGCAACCUUUAACUCACUGAGUGCACAACUGGCUUCACUGAACAAGAACUCACGUCAGUACAAACAAAUUUCUAAGGAAAUGAAUACCUCUCAGACCCGGCUCACCAUGCUCAUGAACCGCAGCAUGAAGUGUUUCCAGCAGCAAGGAAACCAACAUGUGAAGACCCCUGCACCUGCUCCACCUGGAGUUCAGCGCCACAGUUCCAAUGUCGAGCAAAAGGAGGGUAGUUCAGGAAACAACGUCCAACGACGACACUCUGCGAAGAUAUCAGCCACAGAGGGCGAGAACAUCAAGAGUGGAUUUGAUGCUAAAACAACCACACAAAACACAGGACCUAAGAAACCAGUUAUCUUACAACCCAUAGUAAACAAUGGUAAAAUGCCAAGUAAUGGUCACUCGGGCAGUAAGGUAUCGACAGCCAACUGCGUUAGUGAUACCAGUACAGUCUCCACUUCCGUGUCCUCAGUGGUAAAGACUACUGUCAGCCCUCCAGUAACCUCACUGACCAACAGCACCUCUUCUACUGCAAAAACAUCCUCAACCAAAUCCGUCGGGAUUACUCCAGUAAAAAAUACUACUCCUGUUACUAGCUCGUCUGAUGGUGCUAAGAGCACUUCCAUCUUAAACGUUGGUGUUAAAAACACUGUACAAAAUCUAGAGAGGAAAUCUGUAGUGAACAUGCCCAAGGUUAUAACAAAUGGUGCAGCAGCUAGGUCUACAACCUCCAACACUUCCGGAGUUGUUAAACCUAACAGUGAUAAGACGGUUAUCUCGGUAACAAGUUCUAGUAGUAAAUCUAUAGUAACAAGUGUUGUCACCAAAUCCACAACAACUGUCUCAAAGACAGUGUCAAGUGGUACUAAAUCAGUAACAAGUAGUGUGCAAGAGUCAUCAGAAACCAAGAAAAUACCAGAAGCACCUGUCGCUCCUACUCUCAAAAAAGUUUCCCAACCUUCUAAGUACAGCCGGCCCCCUAUUAAUCAACCAGUGGACCCUCGAGAACAGAUGCUUAGUGAAAUACGCAAUUUCAAACGUCCUGCCAAUGCAUCUGAAGUGGAACCAUUAAGGAAAUCAGUCACUGAGGUCAAACUAGGCAUAACACAGGGCAGGCAAGAUCAACAGAAAAAAGUAGCCACUAUUCCACAGCAAAAAGCAGUUCCUGUCUCAGCUCAGCAAAAAGCAGUUCCUGUCUCUGCUCAGCAAAAGAAAACCGCACCAUUUUCUGUUCCUCAAAUGUCAAAUGUGGCUUCUCCUGCAGAGAAUCAGCAGGUUACAUCUUCAGUCUCUGUCAAAACAAUUUCUAGCGAAAAAACAAAAGAAACUGAGAAAAAAGAGAAGGAAAUUGUGGUUCUUGAGUCUAAGUCUAGUGGAGAUCAGACUGUUAGGCUGGAACAGAUCAAAGUGUCAGAUGACAAAAUUGUAGAAGAUAAGCCUAAGGUCACACAGGUCAGUACCAAGGUCAGUGACAACAGUGAAGCAGAAUCAGAAAUACCAGCUCUGAUGACCACAGAAGACUCCACAGAAUCAGAGGGGGAACAGUCCGAGAAGUAUGUAAGCUCAGUGACCUUCACACACAAACCUUUGAAGUCAGCAGAAGCUGUGAAGCCAAAGACAAAAGUUCUGUCCUCAGCAUCAUCAGCUGAUGUGACUCCUGGGCCACCUACAGCUGCUGUAACGACGCCAGCUGAGCCAAAGCAAGUGGAUGCAAAAUAUGACUUGUACAUCAGUCCUGAGGAGAAGAGGGGUGUGGCACUGGAGAAGGACGAUGAUGAUGAAGUUGUUCCCAGCAGGAUUAACAUGAGGGAUUGGAACCCUACCAAACUCCUGGUUGAUUUGUAUACAGUCAAACUGGCUAAGGAGGAGGUGGAGGAUCUGUCUGACAAGUUUGUGGGUAUGGAGGGACUAAUGGAAAAGUUACCCAUGAAUAAAAAGAAGGCUACACUGCUGAAGACAUGGAAACGCAGGUUCUUCAGGGCCAAAGAUGGCUGGCUUCAUUAUUUUGAGACCAAUAACCACGAGCGGCCGAGUGACAGUGUACAGCUGAUGGGAGGCCACGUAGAAGACCUUGGAAACAGGAUACUUGGAAUUGAUGAUGGGAGAGGAAGAUUCUUAAUGGUUCGCUGUCCUACUGACAAGGAAUAUGGCCAAUGGAAACUGGCACUGGAGUCUCAGACAGUCGACAAUGUCCGAGCCACUUAUGUACGGCCAGUCCUGAAAUCACCGCCAAACCCAAGACGAAAGGUGGUGCUGAUAGAUAUUGGCAGUUGUAGUAUCCGGGCCGGCAUCUUAGGCCAGGAAGCCUCUUUGCCCGAGUUGUUUUUCCCUAGUAUCGUAGCUAGGAACAAGGACAGCUCAGACAUUCGUAUUGGUAUCCAGGCGUACCACCCCGAUGUCAGAAAGACGUCAACUCUGAUGAAGGCCGUUAGACCGACCAGUAAGAUGGACAAGUCUGAAGUCGUCGAUCAUAUGAAGGCAUUCAAUGUUGACACAGAAGUGAUGCCAGCUGUUUUAGAUAAAAUCUUUACCGACCUGAAUAUUGAUCCGUCAAAGUACUGGAUCAUGAUGAGCACACCCCAAAACCUUGCUGACCAACUGAAGGCUGCACUGUUUGAGAUUUUGAUUGGUCAGUUUAGAGUUAAGGGGAUAUGUAUGGUUAUGCAGUCCCUGCUGGCUCUGUACUCCUACCAGAAAACAUCUGGCAUCUUAGUGGACAUUGGUCAGCGUAUGGAAAUUCUACCUAUAUGUGAUGGGUAUGUGAUUGAGGGCGGAGUUUCCCGCCAGUCAUAUGGAGGUCAAAAGGUGGAAGAUUGCCUCAACAGUUCACUGACAGAGAACAAGUAUGUGUUUGGGACUCCUGUGGAGGAGCUGAUCUUACGUCACAUCAUGGAGCAGUCGUGCUUAGUAGCAGAGGAUUACAAUGAGAUGGAGAAAAAGUGUUCAACGGAUCCAGAGAGCUGUCAGUCAACAGUGUUCCUCAACAAGUACGACCUUCCAGAAGGGUCACACAGGGAAGUCGUCCAUAAUCGAAGUUGCUACCAUAGUUCAGAGGGUUUCUUCAACACAGACCUGUGGGGCAUGGACUAUCCUUGUGUCCAUAAACUGGUGUUCAAAGCCAUACAGUAUUGUCCUAUAGACAGUCGCAAAGAAAUGUACAGAGCUAUUUACCUGAGUGGAGGUGUCACCAUGCUGCCAGGGUUUGCAGAAAGACUUCAGAAAGAACUUAUCAAACUUGCUCCACCCUCAGUUAUUGUUGAGGUGCACGCCGCACCCCAGCGUUACCAUGCUGCCUAUAUCGGAGCUUGUAGCCUCGCCAACAUGGACAUGUUUGAACAGUCAUGUAUCACUGGUGAUGAGUGGGCUAAAAAUGGUGUCAAGGCUUUCGCCAAGUGGGCCAUGCAAUCUUCCUAG